AUCGCGCACGUGUUUUCCAAUAUGCUUGCACGUGUUUCGCAAGUGAUAAUUUUAAAAUUGAGCGCGCCAUUCUCUUAUAAACGAAGAAUGCGAGUAAAACAACUUAGUUUCACGUUCCUAAUAUUUUUUUUAAUGUUAUAUAUCUUGGUAUUAUGUAUAAAUGAACUCAAAUGUACACGUGAUUCUUACGAUUCUUAUAAUUUUUAUUAUGGAAGCAACCUUCCCAAGGAAACUGAGGUUUUUUUGAAACAAUUACAUCAAUUAACCCUUAACGUCGACUCAAAAUUCUGGGAAGGAAGUUUAACUCAUCAUACAGAAGAAGUAAAAAACAUUCCUGCUAAUUCAAGUGUGAGAGAGUACUAUAAAUAUUAACAUAUGGGAAAGAAUAGCACGACGCGAAGAAAAUAAUCUGCCUUUUAUUAAUGAUUUAACGAUAGCACAAAAAGACGAAAUCUUUGCGGUGAAAAGAUUUUGUUAACAGUUAUCAAAAGAACGAAAUAGUGACGUUUGAACAAAAUGCUGACCGACGAAAUUAUGAAGAAAAGCAUGCUUGUUUUUCAUUGGUUUAUGGAUACUGUAACACAGCCAAUAAAAUCUAAAAAGGUGCGAUUUCAGUUUCAACUACAAAUCGCUUCUUCUAAAGAAAAGAAAUUGGUACUCGAUAGCGAAAGCUUUUGGACAAGUCAGGAAAAAGAAAAAUUCUGGAAAAUCUUGAAACCAUACAUAACAAACUUACUAACGGAUGCAAAUAUCUUCAGAAGUGAAGGCAACGAGAACUUUGAUUUCAUAAAUAGCCUGGACCCGCUAAGCACGACGGACAUUUUACACAGUCGUAGAAUAGUUAGAACUUUUUUAUGGACAGGAAAAUAUCGAGCUGCGAUUAAAUCUUACAGACUGUUUCAAGAGUUCUUCUCAAUUGUUACCAACAUAGAGGAGAAAACACUACAAGAAGAGAUUGAAGAACUUCAGUCUAUUUUUACCAAUCCUUAUUUAUAGCAAAAUAAGAAAUUUCUAAAAAUAUUAUCUAUAAAUACUGUAAAUUAUAAUUAGGCACAUAGAAAUAUAUACCCGAUUCUAUACUUUA
Messenger RNA from Hydractinia symbiolongicarpus, 1084 nucleotides. RefSeq lists its product as uncharacterized. NCBI's taxonomy places the organism in Eukaryota, Metazoa, Cnidaria, Hydrozoa, Anthoathecata, Hydractiniidae. The record is from RefSeq and is a predicted model, not a curated record. Bases 517 to 996 code for a protein of 159 amino acids. The transcript has 2 exons.